This is a messenger RNA of Ictalurus punctatus (channel catfish), 2042 nucleotides long. RefSeq lists its product as uncharacterized. The record is from RefSeq and is a predicted model, not a curated record. Bases 398 to 1066 code for a protein of 222 amino acids. Lineage: Eukaryota; Metazoa; Chordata; Actinopteri; Siluriformes; Ictaluridae. The transcript is spliced from 4 exons.
UUUGAUCUUUUUCACAGGCACGAGAGGUUGACAGCAGAUGGAGAACUGACAACGCAUGACUGCACAGCUGUGGUCAGGGCCACCAAAGGAGACUUCCUGGCCAUCACCCGGAAGAUGUUCCAGAGUGGCUGAACAAGAAGACCACUGCAUCAGGGUACACAAGGAGCACAAGACGAGUGCUCAACAAGUGGCCACAUUUGCCCUUUCCCAACUUACAACUUACUUGGACUUACAACCCGUAUAUAUGCCAAACAGACUGAGAGCAAGCAGUCAGAAUUUAUCAUCACCCAUGGCAAGUGGCCACAUUUUCCCUUUCCCAGGAGGAGGAUUCUGUAAGUUGGAAAUAAUUUUCCUGUCAGAAACAGGAUGCAUUAAUUUAUCUUGACGUUAUUUAUGAAUGAAUGUAAUUAAUUUUUAUUUUUCCUCUGCAAACAGUGGUUUGAGCUGUACUACACGUGUGCGGCCACAACUCCAGUCCUGCAUCAGGAAGCGGAAGAGGGAGGAUAUGGAUGGGACUGAAGAGAGAUUCUUCAUCUCAUCCGCGAGUGGAAGAAUACACAAUCCCUCCAAUGACCUCCAACGGCUGCACAUAGGGUAUGGCAUCAGACCAUGGGUGACCAGCCAGAGAGCACACCGGGUCCUCGAGACAGCCACCAAGAGUCUGACUGACACAGAGAAGUCUCUGGUAGCUGACUAUCUGACACAUUCGACUGCUACAGCGGAGAAACAUUACCGCAUGAAGCAGGCAGACAACGUCGUGAGGGCUAGUCAGCUCCUGGAUUUGCUGGCUGGUCAGUCGAGCACUGAUCCUUCAGAAGGGGAAUCAAGCCGCGCUGCCCGUAGCAUUGCUCGCAGUGCUGCCCAGCAGAAGGCAGAGACGACAGAUCUGCAAAUGGAUUUUGAGGCAGCGUACAACCGGCGUGUAGAACAGCACCCGGUGACUCUGGAGGGUGGAGCACCAGAUAAGGCUCUGCGCGCCGACAUCUCACCUAGCUUUCAGCGGAAGCUGUACGAGCAAUGGGUGAAGGCCCAGAUGAUAUUCACUCGCGCUUUGGCCCUCGUCUAGCCAGUGAGGAGAAGGUCAGCAAGUGGAUCUCUGAUCAGGGAUGGAGGAGCAACAUACCCAGUGCAGCCCAGUUCAUCAAAGAAUGGAAACCCCAUGGAUCCGUGGACACAGCAUUGGACACUAAACAGAUCCGGAGACUCACAAGGACCCAGAGGUGGAAAGGACUUGUUGUGACAGAAGAUGGAGGGAAGGGCAAGGGCGUCAUUGCUGCCCGAAGAUUUCUGGCUGGUGUGUGACUACCACGGGCAGGUCGUCACAGCCUCAGAGGGACACAGCACUCACAGCACUGUGAGUGCGGAGGACGGUGUUCACAUGUUUUUUUUCGAAAACAUGAAUGGACAGGCUAUGUGCACUGACGCACAUUCGCCUUGCUGUGAGUGCCAUCCAGACCGACAGACUUUUGGGCGGUUAAUCAACCACUCAAGGAAACAUUGCAACCUGAGGCCCAGAGCAUACACUCUUCAAAACGGGGUGGACAUUAUUAUUUUCCUGGCCACAAAGAACAUUAAAGAAAAUGAAGAACUUUUGCUUGAUUAGAAAAUCUUUUAUAGCAAAAGGGGUUAGACUUCCUUUGGUUAUAAAUGUGUAAUUACAUGUGUAAAUGUGUGUAAAUACUCCUCUGUAAACAAAAUGUGUAUGUGCAUGAGUGUAUAAAUACAAUUUAUAACAAGAAUUUAAGUUUACACUGUGAAGACGUGCUCAAAGUUUGUUAUUGAUGUAGCGUCAUUCAUUGUAGACUUUCAGCCAUAUCACUUAUUAGCUGUCUGUUACUAGCCCUUUAACGAGCUGUGCCUUCAUGAAAUGCAUCAGCUGCCCAUUAAAAAUGUUGUUGAUGUCACUUGUUGUGACAUUUUUGUUGACUAGCUAGACAGAAGGAGACCAGAAGUUUUUAAAGCACCGAAAAUCUCUACCACCAACCUGCACAUACAUGGUUGAUGUCCAUGAUUCUGUUGACCGGCUCACAGUGCGGAGCGAG